Messenger RNA from Topomyia yanbarensis, 3852 nucleotides. It is a transcript of the gene asl, whose product is annotated as centrosomal protein of 152 kDa. The coding region runs from base 259 to 3408 and encodes 1049 amino acids. The transcript is spliced from 5 exons. Lineage: Eukaryota; Metazoa; Arthropoda; Insecta; Diptera; Culicidae. The record is from RefSeq and is a predicted model, not a curated record.
CGCGUCCACUACACAUCUGCCGCCGGCAAAACAAAAACGACUGUGCGAAAUUCCUUUUACAUUCUUUACGCUUUUGCUCGCGCAUAUUUCCAAAUCCAUCACGGUGCGAGAGUGAAAAUCCUUGAAAAUCGCAAGAUGAAAUCAUCGACGGUGAAGUGAAGAGGUGAAAAAAGUGUGCGUGUUGGGUGAAUAUAGUGAGCACAGUCGGUAGUGUUGUAGAAAAUUAAGAUUGCGGAAAAGCUGCUGGCCGACGGAAAAAUGAACGGUAAUCCGGGAACAACACUGUUCAAUGACGGCGGAAGCAUUCAAGUGAACAAUGCUAGUGCAUUGCAGCGCGCCGAGGAAGAGGAAGCGCUGGAAGAUCAGCAACGCCGUAAUGCCGAACUGGCCAAGGAAAUGGAGAACGCCUUUGACGAUCUAAUCGACGAUGAUGACCAGAAUGAUACAUUGAAUUCGCUUAAUUACUUGUCGAACUAUUCGGAACAGCUGGCUGAGUCGCCGCCUCCGCCACCACUGCCCAUGGUUGGUGUCGAUGCACCGAAGCAAAAGUUUCUGGAGGAGGUUGGUGUAAAAAACGGUCCGCAUGCGGGAGGCGGUGACGGUCGGUACAAUCCAGAAGUUUCACACUGGAAAAAGAUGUUUGAGUUCAAAUGUCGCGAGUUUGAACAUGUUACUCGGUUGCUGCAUGACAAGAGCAAAGAAUUCGAACAGGAAAAGGGUGAACUGCGGAAGCGUUUGAUGUUGGCCGAAGGCGAACGAGAUCGUGCGAAUAUGACUCGUACCCAGACGCAUGAUUUAUUGGUGGCUAGUAAAACGAAAGUCUCCGAACAGGAGGAUGCCAUCAACAAGCUUAAAACGAAAAUUAAAACGCUUGAAGAAAAGAAUCUCGAACUUGAGGCCGAGUUGGAAAACAAGAAAACGGUACUUCAGGACACUCUGCACAAAUAUCGCAUGGUUGAGCAAAAUGUUGGGCUUAAAGCUGACCGGCACACGGAUCAGCUUUUGAAGCAAGCGGAAGAGAAACACAACGCUAAAGUGACAAUGAUGCAGCAACAAAUUGACAACCUACGAUCGGAUCUAGAUGAUCGUGUUCAGGAAGUGCGCCGACUGGAAGUUCGGUAUAAAGAGUUGCAAUCACUGCGGGAUACGUUGCUGGUUGAAAAAUCUGAAACGAUACAACGACUGCAGGACAAACUGGAGGAAUCGCAGAGGCAGUGUGAAAAUCUUAUGGGAAAAACGAUGAAUUUGACCGGUUUCACCCAUGAUAAUUUGAGACUUAAAACGAAAGUGAACGCGCUGGAACAACAGACGCAGGAUAUGCAGCGAACCAUCAACACACUUACCCAAAGACUCGAAUCGAGCAACGCCGAGCUGGAGCUGAUGGACAGUUUAGUUUGCGCGAAAGAUGAAACCGGUGAGCUAGCCGGCGAAUCCGGUUGCACCUUUGGUGCUACCCGGAAGAACCUGAUCGGUAGUACACCCAUCAAUCCGAACAUGAAAAACACCGAAGAACGGGUCACCAAACUGAAGCACGAGCUGUUGAUUUGCAUGAACGGUCAAAAGGAGAAGCGCGAAGCGAUCAAGCGCCUGGAGGCAGAUCUGGCGGCACGGGAUCAAGAGAUUAACCAACUCAAGAAAGAUGAGAGCUCAGCUCUGGUUCAAAUGAAUCAAUACAAGGAGGAAGCUUUCCGCGUUAAUUCAAAGCUGAAAAUUUUGGAAAAUGAGCUGGAAAAGUUUUACAAAAAGGAACAGCACUCCUCCAAGCAGGUUCGGAGAUCCAGCUACGACAAACAGGAUGCUUUGGAGGAUAAAAUAUUUACCUUACAGCAGGAAAAGAUUGAACUGGAGGAAAAGGUGUCGAGCUUAGAGAACGAAAACCGCCAGCUGGAAGAGAGAGGUAAAAAGUCGGAAGCAGACUCCAAGACUCUUGACGAAGUCAAACUCGACUUGGAAAAACAAAAGUUUCUUCUGAAGGACGCUCAAAGUGAAUGUGAGCGAGUGAAAAAUCUCUACAUUGAAAUGUCCAGUUGUAAGGAUGCUGUCUGCAGGGAACUGGAUGCCCUUAAGCACAAGGAUACGGAAAAGGAGCUUUCGAUUCUACACGAAAAGGUAGCGUCUCUGGAACGUGCACUGCAAUUGGCAGAGUUAAAGUCUUCCGAACUGAGUAAAAUGCUAGAGAAAGAGAAGCUUGAACAUGAGAAGUUGUUGAAGGAUCUUCGCGAACGGCGGGAGAGCAGUCGUGAGGUGAAGGAGCAUAGUCAAAGCAUAAAUAGUUGCGCAAGGUGUGUCGAGAAUUUAACGGAAAUGUCAAAGGUUGAGAUUCAAAAUCUGCAACUUCAGAACACAUGCGCCUCACACCUUCGGCAGAUCAACGAAUUGAAGAACGCCUUGCAUAAGUCUCGCGCCACCAUCAACGAUCUAAACCAAAAGCUUGAUCUGAAGGCUGAACGAGAUUAUCUGAUUGAUGAGCUGAAGCAAAAGGCUGCCCAGUUCGAGGAAUUCAUGCGAAAUCAACACGGCAAUAAUAGCAACAGCAGUGGCCAUAGUUCAACAAAGGACUGCGCCACAUCACCACUUCCGCAGCAUCAGUCACGUGACCAAAGUGUCGGUACAUCUCCGGAACUGCUGGAAAGAACCGAGAUGCAAGAUCGGAAGAUAGCUCGUGAACAGGAAAACCGUAUACGGGAAGAAAUGGCACGGGCCUUCGCUGCCGAGAUUAAAAUCAUCGAGGAAAAGUUCAAGGUGCAAUUUUCGAAAUUUGAAGGGAACAUCACGGAGCUGAAGAACGAACUGCAUGACCGAGUGAACGAACUGCUGAUACGCAGCAAGGAAGUCGAGGUGUUGAAGUUUGCCAUCAAAGCCGAGCGGGAAAAGGUCACGGAAAUGCUGGCCAAGAAGGACAACGAUGCGCGGGCGCUGUUCGACAAGCAGGCAGAGGUGAUGAAAAAGUACAAAUCUGAACUGAACAACGCCCAGCAGAAGAUACACUUCCUCGAGGGUGAACUGCAAGAAAAACGAGAAUUGAUCCAAGCUGAACGCGAGUCGAUGACGAUGCUGACGAAACAGAUCACCGAAGAGCGCAAGAUGUUUCACGAGCGCGAAAUUGAGGUGAUUGAAAAAUUCAAAGAAAUUGAAGAGGAGUACAACAAAAGCCUGGCGAUGGUGACCGAAAAGUAUAACUCGGUGAAGAAGACGGCCCUCAACUAUAAGAAAUACGCAGAGGACAAGGAACAGCACAUGAUGAAGGAGUACGAUCGCAUCAAGGAGGGCUACAAUACCGCCCUUCUGAAAGUACAAAACCGCAUGAAGGAAGUACUGGAAAGCAAAGAUCGCAGUAUGAAAGAGCAAAUCUCCAAACUGGAGUCCGAUUAUCGAUCCAAGUUGAGUGCGCUCAAAGAAAAUGCCUAAAUACCUCAUCAUAACUCCGAUAGCGUAUCAAAUGUGUACUGCUACUGCCUAUUGACACUCCAUUCUUAGUUUCAUUUGAGAUUGUCAGCGUACUCCAGAACGAGAGUAUUAAUAGUAGUAGUAGUGUUACUGCCCAAAUGCGGUACUUAAGCAAAAAAAAACUUGCAAACUGUAGCCAAUUAAUUCUGAAAAUGCCUUCAAUGUGUUAUUAGUGGUUAGUGUUCCCCUCUACACAUAUCUGCCAGAUUAUCGUUGAUAUGAAACUGCCCUAACUUCUGCCAUUUCUGUUCAAUCACUGUUCGUUGUGUCUGCAGAAAUCUUUAUUACAAUUGUUGACCAUAGUGAAUUUAUAAUGUGGAUCAAUUGAAUCAUAUAUAAGUAUUAACAAUAGGAUAUCGUAGGCUGAUAUAUACAAAUUAAAUGUUAGUGUUGUGAGAAUGUUCA